AUGGAGGAUUAUGUUGAGGAGAGUCUCAAAAAGGGACACAUUAGGCCUUCUGUAUCUCCUAUGGGGGUGGGAUUUUUCUUUGUUAAAAAGAAAGAUGGAGGCCUCAGACCUUGCAUCGACUACCGGGAGUUAAAUAAGAUUACGAUCAAGAAUCAAUACUCCCUUCCAUUGAUUCUUGAUUUGUUUAAUCAGAGUCACGUGUCUCAUGUUAAACAGGUGUUGAAGGUUUUGAGAAAGAAUCAAUUGGCGGCCAAACAGGAGAAAUGUGUUUUUGGGGUACAAGAAAUUUUGUAUCUUGGGCCAGGAAGUAAAAACAUAAAGGCAGACGCCCUGUCCCACAGUUUCUGUGCAUUUCAGCCUACGGAUGCACCGCCUGAAACCAUAUUGCCAGCCAGUGUCUUUUUAGCAGCCGUGUCCCAAGAUCUUGCGGCUCUUAUUAAAGCAGAACAACAUCUGGCCCUGGAACUCACACCAACAGAUAAGUUGUUUGUUCAUGAACAAUUCUGUCUACGACUGUUGGGUGAGUGUCAUGACUCUGUUUUGUGUGGACAUCCUAGUAUCAAGAGUACUAAAGAGCUGUCCGUUCCACCGCCGGUACUGUUUAAUAAUUCUGAGGAAUUUGUGGUUUCCAAAAUCUUGGAUGUUAGGAGAGUCCGUAAUUCCUUACAGUACCUGGUGCACUGGAAAGGCUAUGGACUGGAGGAAAGGUCCUGUGUCAACUGUACACACCCCGAAUGUGAACUUGUCCUUCGGGUUCUAGAGCAGGAGGCUGAAUGUUAUAAGAGAAUGCGAUCAGAAAAUGAGACAUUACACAGACCCACAGAUGAAGGAUGUCCUACUGAGUGGGAUGGUGUUAACUGUUGGAAUGCAGCUUUAUUAGGAGAGACUAUGACUGUCUAUUGUCCAGAAAGUCUUCAGAUAUUUCUUAAGACCAACGUCGCCAUCUCUAGAAAUUGCACAGCCAGUGGCUGGACUGCUCACGCCCCUCCAUAUCUGAAGGCCUGCUUCUUUAACACCAGCAAUGAGACAGAUGAAAAGAAGGGUCAUUUCUACACAGUGAAGAUCCUGUACACAUGUGGGUAUGCAGCCUCUUUACUAGCACUCGUGAGCGCCAUCAGCAUCUUCUUACUUUUUAGGAAACUUCAUUGCCCCAGAAAUUAUAUCCACAUGAACCUCUUUGUGUCUUUCAUUAUACGGGGAGCUUCCGUGUUCAUUAAAGAUGCCAUUCUUUUUGCUGAUGAGAAUAUUGAUCACUGCACCAUGUCUACGGUAAGCUGUAAGGCAGCAGUGGUUUUCUUCCAGUACUCUAUCCUUGCGAAUUUCUCUUGGCUCCUGGUGGAGGGAAUGUAUCUACACACUCUGCUCACCCUCACAUUUACCUCACAGAAGCGGUAUUUUUGGUGGUAUAUCGUCAUUGGCUGGGGUCUCCCAGCACUUACCAUUGCAGUAUGGAUAAAGACAAGAAUCAGCUUUGAUAAUACUGGGUGCUGGGAUGAUUAUGAAAACAUUUACUGGUGGAUAAUCAAGACCCCAAUACUAGUUGCAAUAUUUCUGAAUUUCAUCAUAUUUCUAAAUGUGAUCCGAAUUCUUCUGCAGAAAAUACGAUGUCCGGAUAUCAGUAGGAACUACAAGCAGCAGUACAUGAGACUGGCUAAAUCUACCCUUCUUCUGAUCCCUCUCUUUGGAAUUCAUUAUGUCAUUUUUGCCUUGUUUCCUGAGCACAUUGGUGUCUGGGCCAGAUUAUAUUUUGAGCUUGUUCUUGGUUCAAAUCAGGGCUUCAUUGUGGCCUUAUUGUACUGCUUUCUCAAUGGAGAGGUGCAGGCUGAGAUCCAUCGACACUGGGGCAAGUGGCAAACAUCAUUAGAAAGCAAUGUGUUUAAUCUAGUAACGCAGGACUUCACAGCAUAACAUCACUUCUGUGCCAACUGUGCAGAAUGCCAAUACAAGAUGGACAACUGUCCUACUCAAGAAGUCUAGAUGCUAAUAUCUGAAAACUGUGGGUCACGAAUAAUGCAGCUAUAAAUAUCAAUACUCAAAGAACAU
Bufo bufo (common toad) is the source of this 2043-nucleotide messenger RNA. RefSeq names its product vasoactive intestinal polypeptide receptor 1-like. The transcript has 16 exons. The record is from RefSeq and is a predicted model, not a curated record. The coding region runs from base 1 to 1908 and encodes 635 amino acids. NCBI's taxonomy places the organism in Eukaryota, Metazoa, Chordata, Amphibia, Anura, Bufonidae. Gene Ontology annotation, biological process: adenylate cyclase-modulating G protein-coupled receptor signaling pathway; cell surface receptor signaling pathway. Gene Ontology annotation, cellular component: plasma membrane. Gene Ontology annotation, molecular function: G protein-coupled peptide receptor activity; peptide hormone binding.